Messenger RNA from Sphaeramia orbicularis (orbiculate cardinalfish), 4085 nucleotides. It is a transcript of the gene get4, whose product is annotated as guided entry of tail-anchored proteins factor 4. Lineage: Eukaryota; Metazoa; Chordata; Actinopteri; Kurtiformes; Apogonidae. The transcript is spliced from 9 exons. The record is from RefSeq and is a predicted model, not a curated record. Gene Ontology annotation, molecular function: protein binding. Bases 69 to 1040 code for a protein of 323 amino acids. Gene Ontology annotation, biological process: protein insertion into ER membrane. Gene Ontology annotation, cellular component: BAT3 complex; cytosol.
AAUCUGCUUAUCGCUGUCUCGUUCCCACUGUUCAGGCUUGGACGGAGCGCUGCUGCGAAGCAACGACAAUGUCUGAGCAGGAGUCCCUGAGGUGCUCCAGUGCUAGAAAUCGAGGAGGCGUACAACGUGUCGAAGGAAAACUUCGUGCCAGUGUAGAAAAAGGAGAUUAUUAUGAAGCACAUCAGAUGUACAGGACUCUUUUCUUUAGGUACAUGUCACAGGCAAAACAUGCAGAGGCCAGGGAGCUGAUGUAUAAUGGUGCUCUACUCUUCUUCAGCUACAAUCAGCAAAACAGUGCAGCAGAUUUGUCAAUGCUGGUACUGGAGGUGUUGGAGAAAUCUGAAGCAAAAGUUGAAGAUGAAAUACUAGAAAACCUGGCCAAGCUGUUCAGCCUGAUGGAUCAGAACUCUCCAGAGAGAGUAGCAUUUGUGUCCAGAGCACUGAAGUGGUCUACAGGGGGGUCCAGCAAGUUGGGUCACCCCAAACUACACCAGCUGCUGGCUGUCACCUUGUGGAAAGAGCAAAACUACAGUGAGUCUCGUUACCACUUCUUGCAUUCGUCUGAUGGCGAGGGGUGUGCCCAGAUGCUGGUGGAGUAUUCAGCGUCACGAGGCUUCCGCAGCGAGGUCGACAUGUUUGUGGCGCAGGCCGUCCUACAGUUCCUCUGCUUAAAGAACAAAAACAGCGCUUCCGUGGUGUUCAGCACAUACACAGAGAAACACCCGUCCAUAGAGAAAGGCCCUCCCUUCGUCCAGCCUCUACUAAACUUUAUCUGGUUUCUGCUGCUGGCAGUGGAUGGGGGCAAAUUAACAGUUUUUACAGUGUUAUGUGAGCAAUAUCAACCUUCCCUGAAGAGAGACCCCAUGUAUAAUGAAUAUCUUGACAGAAUAGGACAGCUCUUCUUUGGUGUUCCACCUAAACAGUCCCCAUCGUACGGUGGACUGCUAGGAAACCUGCUGAACAGCCUGAUGGGGUCUGGGGAGGAUGACGACGUGGGGGAGGAAGCCCAGGAGGACAGCAGCCCCAUAGAGCUGGACUGAACCCACACCUGAGGACGAGGAAAAACAUACAAAAAAGAGGAACACCAUGCCGCCUCCCUGCUUCACCUCCAUAACUUGGUGGCACGAGGCCCCGGCUCGUGUUUUCAGAGGCGUGCUGUUUUCACAAAACUCCCUCAUCAUCCCACCCACCCGGUCCGAAAUCAGAACAAGUAUCAGGCCAAAAUAUCCUACUCAGCACUGCCUGGACUAUCUGCGCCAAACUGCGAAUCCCAUGUCGAAUUAUCCUAAGAUUCUGUCAUUUCAUUGUACUCAUUGUUUUGUUGGCUGGGGACUCUGUUUAGGAGGUAUGGAUUUUAACCAAGUGAUAACAAACUGUCCUCUUUCAGGAGUCGCCCAGUGGAGAUAAAAGCACCAUAAGUGAAACCCCUCUUUGUGAUGUUGUUCAUUACAUCAGUGUGAGAGGGUUUCUGUUAACUCACUACAAUAAACCUUCUAUUGUUUGGCAGAGAGCCACAUGGGCUUGAUUGAAACCACAGCGAACCUGGUGUUUUUUUUUUUCUCCCUUGUUGAAAGUCUGUUCUUUCUUUAGUAAAUUAAAUCUGUAGGAGAGGCCACUUGUUUUCUCAUCUUCAGAGCUCUUCGUAAGUUAUUAUCAAACGUCGUCUUGCACUUUGUAUAUCUACUAAACAAAACCCUUUCUAUUCAGUUUCUCCAAGGAUCAGAGUGGCAGUGACAAUUCAGUGAAUAAGCGUAUACAUAUAAAUAUCAGUGUCCGCUGAAAAGGUCCCACUUCUCACCUCACAACCAAGCUGCUGCUGCUGAGCUUGUUUGCAUUUUCCAGAGGAAGCUUUUUUUCCCCUCAUACAGUUAGGAGAAAUGAUCUAAAAAUCCAGCAGCGGGGUCUUGAAAGCACUUACUUUGUGUGUUGCUGCUACAUGAUGCCUGGCUACUUGUCGCUGUGAAAAAGAAAAAAAAACGUCACCUUUGUGGUUCAGAGUGAUGCGGGGAAUGUUUUUGGACGCUGAAAACACGUCUGUUGGAGUGAAAUCGACUUUGCAUGUGAUGGAAAGGCAUUUCAUCUUCUGUCCUUUGUUUUCCAUUUUAAUUUCUGUUGGACAGAUUCUCUUGGAGGUGAAUCAAACAUCAGCACAUAAAUAAGAAGUGUGAUUUUACUGCAGUGGCUGCUUUUUUUCCAGUGUUAAAUUCCUUGAUCCCCCAGACAACACACAUGCUCUGAUGUUCUGUGAACCUUCUGCUUUCAGCGUGUCCUUGUAGUGACAUUCAGUCAGUCUGCUGUUUAAGGAUUUUACAAAAUAUAAGCCCUAACUGUGCUUCAGAUAAUCUCAAGGGGUUAAACUUUCCACUCCAUUCUAGAACACUAGGAAAGUCCAAAAGUCUUCCAAUGUAGAGUAAUUGUUAUGAACUUUUUAUGUGAUGAUCCUUGUGGGACUGUGGCACCAUGAAUGGCUAAUAUUGAAUAAAGAACUCUGAACUGAACAAUCAUGAAUCAAUACAGACAAAAUGAGAACAUGUACGAUAAUUUACUGGUUCAGUGUCAAUUCAGAAGCUAAUUACAGUUUGCAGAGAAUAUUCAUAAUAUGUUUUUAUUGGGUUAAAUUGUUUUCAUUCACCGUUGAUCUGCCAUAUUAUGCUGCCAUGUUUCUAGAGUAGCUCAAACUUGUAUCAUUAUCUGAACUAGAAACUCUGUCACUGUCCAAUAAUUUACUUUGCCUUAUUAGAUAACAGCAGCUAACAUUAGCAAGUGAGCUAAGUUUAGGUCAUGUCAGCUAGUGAGCUAACAGUAGCUAGCUGUGUCAGCUAAAUGUGACAAUAGAAAUACUGGUGUCAGAAGUAAGAUUUUGGCAUAUGUGGAACAAGACAAGUUUCUGUUAAGGAUCAGGUAGUGAAACUAAAUCUUUUUUUUUUUUUCCAUUCUGUAUCUUGAAAAUAACUUAGUGACUGAGCUAACCCACUGUAGCCAUAAAUUACAACAUCGCUACAUUACAACAGGCUAGCUCAAAGCAGACUCUUGUUUAUUCCAUUUUAUACCAGAUAGUAUGAAACAUUUAAGUGAACUAUGAAUGUGGACUAGAAUCUUAACGAAAAAGCUUAUUAAACAAGCAAUGACUAGCAAGGGGUUUAGCAUGUCCGGAGAGGGUGUGGCUUGGGUUAGGUGCUGUUUUCAUUUUUACCAAUAGAUACCACUAAAUCUCACACACACCAAACCUUAAUGAAUAUUUUUUAAAAUAUACGCAAGGUAUAGAGAAAGUGUUGUGUUCCAUUUGACACACCAGUCAACUGCUACAUGUAGAAAUAUUAUUUCCAUCUGUUGUGUGAUAGAUUGUUACAAGUCUCAUUUGUUUAAUAUUUGCCAUUUUUGUGUUCCAUAAUGGACUUGGUUUCAAACUUGUAGUGCCACUGGAUGGAUAGAUUAGUGUUGAGUGUAAAUCUCUAUGCUCUGCUGUGAUCGUCUCUGUCUAAACGUUGGUGUCGAGGAUACAAAGUAACAGACCAAGUGGUGUAGCAUCAUCAGAUAUAUAUAUGUAUGCUGAUGACGCUGUACUUUUUAACAGAACCCAAACUACAGAAUCCAAAUUCAACCAACAUUUUAAAGAAUGUGUGUCUUAAUUUUUAGCAGUAUUGUCAUAUGUCCCCCGAUGCUCUCUGAUGAAUUCACAGGUCUCUCUGUUACACCAUUCAAGGCUACACUUUAAAGAGAAGUUCAGGCAAAAUUGAUUUUAAGGUCCUUUACCGAAUGUUUUCCAAAGAUGUUGCAGUUAUGUCACACAUUGCACAAACAUACAUGCUCUGUUACUCAUUUAGUUACAUUUUAUUUACAUGGUGAGAAAUAAAUGAAAAGCCUUGUUUUGCUAACCUGAAAGUCAGUUUUGCUAGAAUUCACCUUUAAUUAAAAGUAAAAUAAGUGUGUGUGACCAAAGGCCUGUAUGUCAGCGAAUAUCACUGCAGCUGCUUUCCUUUCUGAUCUUUUUUUCCCUCUGAGAAUUAAAGGGGACUGUUUGCCUUUGCAAUGAUUCACUAAAUAAGUAAAUAAAGAACUGAGAAGAGUUUGAGAAUGUCUUGAAA